AUAAAUCUCUUCAAAUAAAUGUCCUUUGGAAAAUCGUAUAAUUUAAAAUUUGCUUUGUUACCGACAAGUAAAAACACAUAGUACAAUAACAGUAAGUAAAUGGAAAAAAUUGUAUAAUACAGUCUACAAUACGGUCUACAUUUAAUACGCCAAGAAGAGUUUGUUUCCACGAUUUUCAACAGUUUACUUUCUUGUUGUAUUUCCUUUGAAGCGGAUGACAGCCGGAAGAAAACGCGCCAACACCAAAAGCGAACCGUAUCAACCGAUUUUAAAUAUGUAUAAUGUAACUAAUUUAAACAGUUAAUCGACUGACUCGUCAGCCGAAUAUAAUAUAAUUAAUUAUCAAACAUGGCUGAUUAUCUUAUAAGCCAACUUUAGCCUGGCAAGUCACCGCGAUAGUAUGAAAUAAUUAAAUUGACAGAUCUGUGAAUGGAGUUCGUCACAGUAUCAUCUUGGGGUCGUGGGAAGCUAUUUAGCCAGAGAGUUACGGUAUUUAUGCAACUUCCGGGGCGGACUUUUUACGUAACACACCUUGCGGGCACCGUAGCGCACAUGAUGCCGGUUGGACGCAGGACGGAUUCAAACCUUUACCCCUGAACAGUUUGUUUCCUUUUACCAACAACAACAUGUCCGCCUGCGCCGCUGUUUCCAAACUUUUGCGGCUGUUUGUGUUCAGAGGACAGUUCUGCGGCGGGAGGACCUGCGGUGUCACACGCACAGCGGUCCGUGCGUGGUCGCGCACAGCCACUCGUUCCCAGUUCCCCAGGGCGGAGGGCACCGCUCUGACCGGCAGAGUGGACCGAUACGGCGGCGUCACCGUGAACCUGGCCGACGCCGGACUCCCCGCGGACGUCAGCGAAAGUUUCUUCGGCGGAUUACUGCGAGAUGCCUUGGUCCGGUGGAGAGCUGAGGGGAAGGUGGCGGUGUGGCUCCGAGUUCCCAUCGCGCUGAGCCGAUGCGCCGCCGCCGCCGCGACCCACGGCUUCGCCUUCCACCACGCCAGGCGCGACCACGCCGUCCUGGCCCUGUGGCUGGGAGAGGGCGAGAGCAGGCUGCCGGGGUUUGCGACUCACCAAGUCGGAGUGGCAGGAGGAGGGAGGCCCGUCGCCCGCUUCGCCCCGGACGGACGCGAGCGGCCGGAGCAGAGAGCGUGGCCCCCGUGUGAGCCGGCGGCACAUCGCCGCGUCUCUGAGUCACCGCCCGCUGUGCAGUCGUCGAUGAGUCCAAUGGAAAGGUUCUUGUGGUCCAAGACAGAAACAAGACGAAGAACGCCUGGAAGUUCCCCGGCGGUCUGUCUGAUCCAGGAGAGAACAUCGGUGCCACUGCUGUACGCGAAGUGUUCGAGGAAACCGGCGUGCGCUCCGAGUUCCGGUCGCUGCUCAGCAUCCGGCAGCAGCACGACCACCCCGGCGCCUUCGGCAUGUCGGACAUGUACGUCAUCUGCCGGCUCCGCCCGCUCACCUACGACAUCGACUUCUGCACGCAGGAGUGUCUGCGCUGCGAGUGGCUGCCGCUCGGCGAGCUCGCCCGGACCGCCGACACCACGCCCAUCACGUCUCGCGUGGCCGCGCUCCUGCUCCGCGGCCUCGAGCGCGGCUUCGAGCACAUCGACCUCGCCAUGGAGGAGCUGCCCGCCGUCUACUCGGGGAGGUUCUACCAGCUCUACCACAGGCAGCUCGGCCCAACACUGCACAGUGCUGACGCGCCAUCGUCAAACUGAUGGGCGUUAUUAUUUAUCGCAGCUGGGGCCGCGUGCGGACACGCGGUCGUCAGUAUUAUUCAAUAUUUAAAGCGUAUUUAUGACUGGAGUGAUUCACACACACCCAACACAAUGGUGCAAUAGGUCGUGAACUAACGCACGUUCUCUUUGUGCGUUCACCCCGGUGGCACCUCGGCGACCGCAGAGUCUCAGACGGUUCAUUUAACACUCGAUGGCGGCCAUGUUGGAAAGCGCACGGCCGUUUGGAAACGCUGGCUGUGGGCAGCUGACUCUCUGUCUUUUUGACCCGGAAUGAAUUAAUACUGCCACAAUCAAUGCUGAGUUUACCUCAUUUAUAGCUCGUUGACUAGUUAAUUAUGUAAAUUGAUUAAUACAUUAGAAAUUAGUUAAUGUGAUAUCACUGUUUUAAAAAAAAAAAAAAAAAAAGGACAAACCAUGUUUUUGUCCAAGGAACCUGCCUCUCGUUGAAUCACCAUCAUCCGUCACAACAUUUAUAUACAUUAUGCUCCGUCAGGGCAUGUUGCAGGACAAAAAGGGGGAUGACAAUUUUAGCAGGAAAUAAAGACAAGCCCAAGAAAACCUACAACAAUAAAGUUUAGCGAGUGGAAAUACUGACUAGUGUAGAUGUUUGUUUUGUUUGUUUGUUUGCUGUGUUUAGGUUUUGUCGAAUAAAAAUUUGUGUAACAAGAUCAAAAGCCGAGUUUCUGAGCGGCCUCGUGUUGGAGACCUCUUUUUUUUUUUAUUUUCCUGCUUUCUGAGAAGGUUGCUGCUGUGAUUCCUCAGCAGCUUCUGUCAAGAAAACAAGAAAACCUCGUGCUGUUGAGGUGCCCAUGAGCAAGGCACUUGGCUCCAGUUGCGCUGGUGGUUGUUGGUGUCGCCGCGAAACGGAGCCUGGUGCGAAUGAAUGUGUGCAGCCCGUUUGAAAGCAAAGCUGAAUGAGAGUAGACAAAAGCUUGAGAUCAGCACGUAAUAAAUAACCGUAUAAGGUCGGAACAGUUGGAAAAAGGGGUCACAGCUGUUUUUCGGGGGCAACGCUCUUCGCUGCCAUCACAUCUUCAUCAAUUUUUUUUUUGUUUGCCGACCUUGAAUAUCUCCCGGAUCACAGUCCCCAGACUAGCACUUGGUGGACAUCGGCAGGAAGAGAAUGGCCUUCUGCCCCGGGCUGGUUUUGCUGCCGGACUUGUACUGGCCCGUGCGCUUCAGCGCCACGUACAUGUUGGGGUACUUCCUGGAGCGAUAGGUGUUGUAGUUGUUGCUCUCGAGCCGCUCCAGGAAGUGGCAUUCGUCCGUCGCCCGUCUCUGCAGAGGAGGACACCAGGGGGAAGUAACGCAUGAGGGGAGUUAAUUAGAUGUUAACAGGCGACUUCAUUCCUCAGAGCCGGGAGGAUGGGAUCCGCUGCCAAAACACGGACAUUAUCCUUCAACAACUGUGAGACUAUCCUGUAAUAUGAGGAAUGGCAGAGCUGCUACUUAUUUAUAGUUUCCACAGCAAAUGGAAACUAAAUAGUCAUUUAGUCAUUAGUCUGUACUUUAAAUAUGAAUAUGAUUUAAAGUUGUGUUUCGUUCCUCAGUGUUAAUCUCUCAUACAUCUGGUUUCUUGUGGUGGCAUUUCAUCAAAAAGGUUAUUUAGCCUGGAUGACGUUUUAUUGAAUUUGUUAAAUUAACUGUUUGAGGAGGUCAUUCGUAACGCCGACAUUUUUAUAACAUUAAAUUACCAUGUAAAACUGAAUGCCACCUCUACUUUAAAGGAGACUGUUGGUCUAUUGCUCAGUAUUUAACGAAAAUACAGAAAACUUUUUGACAUUGUCAAAGCUCUGGUCAUGUUUUAUUAUGGUUUUUUUUAAUCUUGGUUCAGUUUCAUUGAAUCGUGAUCGGACAUUGAACCCAGAGAUAAAUGGACUGAAACUAAAAUGUGAAGACGUGAGCCAACCAGACGAGUGAGAACAAACGUGCAUGUGAUUGGGGAAUAUGAAACGUCAUGAUUUGAAUAUGGCAUAACGUGAAGAUCGGAGCUCUCGUUGCCGUCACGUCUUUACACAAGCUCCUCUGUAAACAUCAAAACAUUAAUUACACAGCGUCUGGCAAUAAAAAGAACACUCAGUGUCUCGCUGGGCGUUAGCGGCUCUACACCCUCUGUCCGACAAGAGGCCUUUGUUUCCGUCUCUGUUUCUCGUUGACCGCGACGACACGGAGCUGUGAAGUCCAUUAGUCAGAUGACUAUUCUUUUUCUUAAUUUGCCAAAACUACUCAGGACCACUUUGCUUCAUUCAUUAUCCGAGAGCAGCAGCUGCCAACAGACGAUAAUUCUACCUCGUAUGAAAAUAAGCAGCAGUGCAGAUGCAGUGGAGGUGCUUUUUAAAAAUUGAUUUGAUUAAGUUAUCAAAGUUGCCGUGACGUUAUAAUGUUGUAUUACAUUUUUUUUUUUUUUUUAAGCUUUAGGAUGGAAUAAAUAUUGAAACAAAGUUCAAACUUGUACGAGCAGAAUUCAAUUAAUACUAUUUUCUCCUCUGUGAUGUUUAUCAAGCAUAUUAAUAAAACUGGAAAUAUUCA
This is a messenger RNA of Scophthalmus maximus (turbot), 4270 nucleotides long. RefSeq names its product nudix (nucleoside diphosphate linked moiety X)-type motif 6 (gene nudt6). Bases 627 to 1790 code for a protein of 387 amino acids. Lineage: Eukaryota; Metazoa; Chordata; Actinopteri; Pleuronectiformes; Scophthalmidae. The transcript has 6 exons. Gene Ontology annotation, molecular function: NAD binding; ADP-ribose diphosphatase activity; NADH pyrophosphatase activity. The record is from RefSeq and is a predicted model, not a curated record.